UUAUUGUUUUAGUGAGCUUUUUCGUUUUAGCUGCGCAGACUGACAUGCAUCACAAUCUGACAUAACAUUACCGAUUAGAAUACAUCGCAGCUAUAUGAUAGCAUAGUAAUAAUAGUGGAAAUUUACCAAAUAACAAGGCAGCACACUUGUACUUUGCGUUUUAACCAGUAAACAAAAAACAUUUUAAUGUAGAAUAGAAAUGAUUUUUUUAGCCAAAUCAAACUCUGCAAUGGUGCUGAUACAGCUCGCAAUUCCCUAAAGAAGAUGUGAACGGAAACACCUCAAUAUUGUCAUGAAGAAGGGUCACUGUCAACAGUCAAGACGGCAGUAUUUUACCAGUUACAAUAAAACAAAGCAAGAUGGAAUCAACGGAACUUGUUGAAAACAUGGCUAUCAACUCUUCCAGCGAUAACAUCAUGGACAGUUCGAUGCAGUCACCUGCACAUAAUUAUUUUUAUGUUACCAACGCUGUGGACUUAAAUGACAUAUCUAAUAAUACAGUGACAUUGAAUUCCAAACAUCUUCAACUUAAUUCAGGAGCCCCUCUGUUAGUCUUAGCUAAUACUGAUAAAGGAACGAUGGAAGCUAAUGUUUUAUUAGACAGCAACGUCUCUCCUUACUUUAAAGUGGAUCUUCAGGCUAUUGCACAUGCAAAUCUAAUUGCUCAAACCCAGGAAAUGCUAGCUCUGCAGUUGAGUCAAGACUCAAUUGAUGUUCAAAAGAAGAGAACUAAAUCUAAUUGUAAGAUAUAUAAAUGUAAUUUUGAAAGUUGUGGUAAAAUGUUUUCUUCUCAGAAUUAUUUAAAUCUUCAUGAAGCUUCUCAUACUGCCAGUAAAUCAUUAGUCUGUGAUUUUAAAGGUUGUGGACGUAAAUUUCUAUGGCCUGCGCAUCUCAAUUAUCAUCGAUUAACGCAUACUAAUAAUCGUCAAUUUAUGUGCAAUAUUGAAGGAUGUAGUAAGAAAUUUUAUACGCGUCAGCGACUAAUGAUACAUACUAUGACACAUACAGGGGAGAAGCCAUUUACAUGUUCAGAAAAAGGUUGCACUAAAUCUUUUACUACGGCUGGUAAUCUUCGUAAUCAUAAAAGAAUACAUACAGGAGAAAGACCGUUUGUUUGUGAACAUGAAGGGUGUGGUAGAAGAUUCACAGAAUGUUCCAGUUUAAAAAAACACAGAUUAGUUCAUUCAGGGGAAAAACCAUUUACCUGUGAUAUAUGUGGUAAAUCAUUUAGUCAAAGUGGUACGAGAAAAGUUCAUAUGAAAUCACAUCAAGUCCCACCUAGAAAUAGAGUAUUGAAAAUAUCAGAAAUUAAACUAGAAAUUAAUAAUUCAGCAGAGCCACCAGAUGUCUUAGUUUUACAACAGUCUUCAGAGGAUCUCACACAAUUUCAUGGCCUUACUGAUCAUAUUGUUACCAUAACAACACAUCAACCAGAUGGUGAACAGAACCCAAAUGAAGUUCCACAUCAUGUUCUAGGAGCUGAAGAAGUAUUAAGUGGAGGUGAUAUAAAAACUGAUCAGUUAACAUGUGAUACAAAACCUAAUGUUGUUGUUUUAUCACAACCUCAAGAAAUAGUCAAUCUUGCCUCAUCCUAUCAUCCGGGACACGAAGCAAGCCAGGAAGAAAUUGUAUACGAUAACGACUUAUUACAUUCUCAUUUAGAUCAUGAAGAAAUUCAUGGGUCUAAUACUAGCUUGUGUGUGGACCAAUCGUCGACAGGAUUGAACGUUAGUGAAAGUAUUAUCUCGUCUCAAUCAGUCGGUGUUAUAAACACUCAGUAUAAUAGUCAGGAAUCUUUAUCAGGCUCUGCAGAAACAGGAAAAGAAAUGGCAAUGGAUCCAAUGAUGGAAUCUGAUGAUGAAGCAGAUACAGAUGUGAAACAUGUUUGAGAAUCCUGGUUUCCUAGUUCUGAUAAUAUUAUAAACUUAUGUACUGUUCUGAUGGCUAGAUUUUAUACAGUGAGGUAUGAAACAGUGAGAUAUGGAAUAUUUAGACAAUUUUAAUUCAAUUACCAUCAUCUAAUACUUGUGGGAGAUUGUUGAUACUGUUUAACUCUUUAGCACUUUGACCCGACCGUAUCUAGGGCUCCUUAGAUGUGAGGGAGGGGGAGGGGGGUCUAAACAUGUGCUCUUUAAAUCAUAAGGUCUGUAAUUGAGUUACUUGGCGUGAUUUUGAUCCCCAAGGAGCUACACGUAAGCAAAUUAGUCCCUGAAUGACCUAGUUUGAGUUCUUAGACUGUAAACAGCUGUGACGCCACAAAGAACUAUUUUGCGGUCCUACAAUAUGGAGAGUUAUUCACAUCAUAUAUCAGGAGGUUUGAGGGAUGUCCAGGAAUAUAUCGGUAUGGAGUGUAUCACUUUUCUCAAGAACUGGGGUAGUCAAUAGUUUAUGUACUGAGUGCUAAAGCGUUGACUAUGAUUCUAUUAUGAUUUAUAUCUAGUCAAAUCAUAGCAUAUUAGAUAUUAAUAAUAUCCAAGGCCAUAUUCAUGAAACUUAAACUAAGAUAUUUUAAGGUAUCCGCUUUUUCAUGGGGUAAGAAUAAGAGCUAAAAUUUGUACAAGGAAUUUAACUAUUGUCCAUUGAAAAAGCAGAAUUCUUAAAAUAGUUUUAAGUUUUUGUAAGUAUUGUCAGAGUGCUUAAAAGGACAAGACAUACUUGGAUUAGGUUAAAAACAAAAGUGUUGACUUCAUAUUUUAUGCAUUAAUUAGAUUUGUGAAACAAAAAUCUUUCUUUGUUAAAAUACAGUUUACAGUUCUAUGAAAUACAAUUACUGCUUAUUACUUGGCGAUGAUUCGACUGGGUUUCUCUGUGUAUUUCUAUUUAAUUAAUAAAUGCCAUUGAAACAAUUUGUUAAAAUAUGUUCCAAAUUCAACAGUGGACAGUUUAAGUUAAAAAAUUUCAAACUUUGUAAAGAAAACUAGUUAUAUUUAUAGCACGCUUUCUGUGUUUUAAGUAUUUUGUUCUGAAAACUUUUAAAACUUAGUAAAACAUCAGUUUUGUGACCACUCACCAAAGAAGCCCCUCCCACCUCACAGUAUACAAGAAAUGUUAUUACACAAGUGAGCUCUAUUCUCCAGAGACAGUGUAAUAUAAUAAAUCUGCCAUGUCUAAUCAUUGAAGGAGCCAGGGCGAAUGCCUGUAUUCAUUAGCCCAGUCGGUGCAGAACAGUACAACGUUAAACUCCAUUUACUUUCAAUUUAAUUUCUAAUCACUGAACAAAAGGAAAUUGAUGAUCUGUGUUAUGACUUCAACUGACGUUAACUAAACGUAAAUUCAAUGUAUGGAACUUACACUUUUACUUGAUAAUAGUAACAUUCAAGAUUAACCCAUUUCAGCUCUUUUAACCUAAAUCAAAGAGAUCCUAUGCCCUGCUUUAAUGCUUAUCGAUUGAAGAUAAUUUUUUUUAUGUCGUAUAUCAAACAUUUGUAGAACUGUUAAGCACUUUUUGUAUCAAGGUAUCCUUGUUAUUUUUAAAUGCCCACAAAUAUUUUUUUUUGUCAUACAUUGUUGUCAUUCAUGUUGGUUUGCCCAUUCACAUUUCCUACAUAUUCUACAGGCUGAAGUUUUCAAGAUUUUGAAAUUUGCAUUAACUGUGCAGCUAACCUAUUAGACAGAAGGCUCCGUGUGUGUGGGGUCGUCCAUCAAAUGGGCACAAAAUCAGGCCCAACUUUUCUAUAGUAAAAUUUUGCGUAGAAUUCGAUGCCGAGCGGUAAUCAGUCCGCCGUUGGGCGUUUUCGAGAUAUUCAGGGUCAAAUGCGUUCAUUUGCACUGAAAGUGAAUGCGCAGUCUUUCUUGUAUAAUGAAAAUAAGCUGAAAAUGAUCGAAAUAAUAGCAGAGUUAUGGCCCUUUACACCAAAAUUUUGUACACCUUCUACAGGCCUGAGUUUUCAAGAUUUGAUACAAGAAUGCCUAUGGAAAUUUAGCACUAUAUGCCUUUACAAUAAAAUGUUAUGCAUGCUUUACAGUUUUAAAUAUUGUUUUCCGAAACUUGCAGAGAUUUUCAAAAGUGAACGUAUAUCCAGCAUCUGCCAUUAUUUCUUGCCUCUACUCUUCGGGUCUGUGAUUGUUCAAAGCUGUUUGAAAUUGAUACUGUGCUACCAUCAUGUUGAUGAAACUUUCAACUCCAUUUAUUACCAUUGACAAAUAUGCUAAUGGUUUUUGAGGGUAAUAUUUUUGCUGCUACCAUGAUUAUGCUAAAUUAUAUUAUUAUUAUAACUGUUGUUUUAAAUGGGAAUAAUAAAUUCAUAAAAAUCUUUAAAUUCAA
Messenger RNA from Patella vulgata (common limpet), 4264 nucleotides. Its product is annotated as zinc finger protein 410. Gene Ontology annotation, cellular component: nucleus. NCBI's taxonomy places the organism in Eukaryota, Metazoa, Mollusca, Gastropoda, Patellidae. The record is from RefSeq and is a predicted model, not a curated record. Gene Ontology annotation, molecular function: DNA-binding transcription factor activity, RNA polymerase II-specific; RNA polymerase II cis-regulatory region sequence-specific DNA binding. The transcript has 8 exons. The coding region runs from base 360 to 1889 and encodes 509 amino acids. Gene Ontology annotation, biological process: regulation of transcription by RNA polymerase II.